Messenger RNA from Effrenium voratum, 3997 nucleotides. Lineage: Eukaryota; Dinophyceae; Suessiales; Symbiodiniaceae. The record is from the annotation of a GenBank genome assembly.
CGUGGCAGAGAUUAUUCGUGGCAGCUCGUGCCCCUCCAGCCAUGAGUCGGGACUCUGGCACGAAGCGCCCAGUAGAAGAGUUGCAGCCAGAUGCAAGCCCUGAGAUCUACGCUUGGGACACUCGACAAGUUGCCGACUUCUUGAAGUCCCUGUCCCUGGAGCGUUGGCUGCCCCUGUUUUGCGACACCGAUGGAGCCACACUCAGCCAGCUCUCAGAAAAUGAUUUGAAGGAAAUUGGCUGCGCCGAGUUGCUCCCACGCAAGAAGCUUGCGGGUCACAUUGCCAAGCUGAAGCUUGCGGCCGAGAGGUGCGCAAGGCAGACAGAGGUGCUUCCGCGUGAUACGCAGGAACUGGUGCUCGCGCUUCAAGACGGAGUAGAGGUCGCUGAGGUCGCUGUGGCUGAGGCUGCUGAGGGAGCUGAGGGAGCUGAGGCAAGAGAAGACAAGACUUUGCAGAUCAUGGCAGAGGAGCGGGAGAGGCUGCGGAGGCUGAGCGAAGAAAUCCGCGAGAGCGUGUGCCAGCUGCGCAACACCUUGGAAGAGCAGAGUGAGAUCUUGAAGGCGAAGCCGUCUUCUGGGAUAGCCUUGCAGUUGGCAAACGAGUGCUUGGAAGAGCUAUUCGGCGCCAAUGCAGCCAUGGUGCCAGAGCCAGUGCAUAUUCCCCUGUUCGGGAACACCGGUGCCGGAAAGAGCACCCUUCUGAAUGCAGUUCUGUGCCAAGAAACUGUGCCAACUUCAGGGUGGCGUUCUUGCACUGCUGUCCCCGUGGAGCUGGUUCCCGACCCUGAAGCCCAAAGUUUCGUCGGGGAAGCUUAUCUGAAGAGCUGCUCUGAAUGGAGGGACGAAGUGGAAACCUUAUUGGGAGAUCUUCUCAUGUCUGACCGCGUCCGGGUGUCCCGGCGGGAGCCGGUGCGUGGUGGCGAGCCAACGCCAGCAGCCCUGGCCUAUGACACUCUGCGCGCCGUCUACCCGCUCGCCUUUGACAACUUUCACCCAUGGCCCAACACGCAGGCGGCGCUUGGCGAAUUGAGCCGCGUAACCAACCGGGUGACCAGGCAGCACCGCGCGUCCCAAGUUCUGAAGUUUUCGAACACGCGCAGCUUCGAGCUCACCAGUGAGAUCUUGGAUUUCGUUGACAGCCCAGAUGGUGAACACGUGGCAGCCUUCUGGCCCUUGGUCCGGAAAGUUCGCAUCCGUGGGCCGUUUCAGUGUCACCCCCGGGUGGUCCUUGUCGAUGCGCCAGGCGUCCAGGAGUCCAACUCUGCACGGGCUUCUGUGGUGAAGCAGCUGCUGGAAGACGCCGGCGGUGUGGUCAUAGUGUCGGCCAUCAAGCGUGCAGCCACGGAGAAGGUUGCGCAAGAGAUGCUUGGGGAACGCUUCCGGCGACAACUGCUGAUGGAUGGUCACUAUGCCGGCAACUUGGCCUUUGUUGCCACCUGCACGGAUGAUCUGACACUGUCCGAGCUGCGGAAGAACCUGAAGGUUGGCGACGAAGUGCCUCAGCACGAAGCUGCCAUGAUGCGCAACACCCGAACAAAGCAGCGGAUUCUUGCGGACACCUUGUCGGGGGUCCGUCGCAUCCAGUCCCAGGGUGACAGCGCCAGGAGCAGCAACGAGGAGCUGCGAGCCCGGGGGAUCUUCCCUGCGGUCUUCACCACCUCGGCGCGUGACUACCAGAAGCUACGCGGACUGCUUGACACCAAAGUGGAUGGCGCAGCUCGUGUUUGGUCCCGAGUCGAGGACACGGAGAUCCCGGCGUUGAGGCUUUGGCUACACGCGCAAGGCCAAAAGGCAGACCUGGCCGCAAUCCAGAACACCAUGGAGAAGGUGAAAUCUGUUUGUCGGAGGCUUGGUGACGCCGUUGCUCGAGAAGAAGAAGAUCUCACCCAGCGCUGGACGGCGGAGAUUCGCGAGAAGGUGCAGGAGGUCAUGGACGGCGCUGUCCAGAGUUGUGCCAGGCAGGCGUGGCUGAAGAUGAACUCCAGCCUCCUGGAGCGCAUUGGAGUCGGACAGCGGGAAGCCACGGAGGCCGCUGCUGUGAGCUUCGAGCAGCGGUGCCGCCCGCAGGGCCAGGGCGGUCUUCACUGGGGCACUUUCAAAGCCACCUGCCGUCGCGAGGGGGAGUGGCGAGAGAACUUCAAUGAGAUGCUGGCAGACCCGCUGAAUCGAGCGAUCGCUGUAGAGUGGGAUGGGGUGCUGAAUAGAUUCCUCCCGCAGUGUGUGCAACACGCGCUGGACAAUCUCUGCACUGAGCUCAUGGCAUUUCAGCAGACGCAUCGCCUCCCGAAGCCAGCCUUCGACGAGACUGCCGCCUGGCUGCGGAGCCAGUCGCAAUCCAUGAAGAUGACGGUGCAGCAGAGGCAGAUGAAGCUCAGCCGGCAGAUCAAGGACACUUUGAAGCAGCUAAUGAUCCCCAGCUACAACCAGGCCGCAAACGUCAGCGGCACGGGAACGGACGUUCGCCAGAAGCAGAUCAUCCGGGACCAGGUGACAGGGAAAGGCGCCACCAUGUUCAAGAGCGCUUGUUCCUUUCUUGGGGACGAGUUGAGUGAGCUGCUGGCAGCACUGGAGGCAAGCAUGAAGAGUUUAGUGAACAGAGCUGUGAUCCGACUGGAGCAGUCCAUGGUGAGGCUAUUUGCAAAGGGCAGGGAGAGUGAGGCAUUGAAAGCUUUGUGCGCGGCUUGCGCGGAACCGGCUGCAAAGGCUUUGAGAAGCCUGGUGGAGCGCAAUGGGAUGUGGCAGGAGUUGAAGGACCGUGAAGCUAAGCAGUUAACGUUGUUCUUUUUGUUUGUGGCUCACAUCGAAACCUACGUUCGGGGGCGAUCGAAAUGCUGGCAACCAGAGCAAGCGGCGCAUUUGCGUGAGUCUCGGGCGUACAGGCCGCGUUUGAAAGGCUGAGUAAAACGCACGCCAUGCCCUUUGCCUUUUGCCUUCACGCCCCGCCCUUGUCGGGGAGAGGAUCUGGCAGUGAAGAAGGAGAAUUUCUGCUUGGAGACUCCGAUGGAGGCCGCCCCACAGGCGAGCGAGGUCCCGAACGAAUUUCUUUGCCCAAUUUCUCAGCAAGUGAUGGAAGAUCCAGUCAUCACUGCAGAUGGCCACACCUAUGACCGUGCUCAAAUUGAGCGUUGGCUGCGCGAUCAGGCCACAUCGCCGAUUACAGGUGAGCAACUCCAACACAAGAACUUGGUGCCCAAUCACAGCUUGCGCAAGCUCAUCAUGGACACGGUUGCUGAUGCUGGCCGUACGAGUCAGAGUGCGAUCGAAGCUCCACUACCGUCAGGCCCCGAUGUCUCGAAUGUGACAUGGCGAGGACCGGAGGAGCAACAGGCGUCGCAGGAGCCGCAGGAGCCACAGCUAGAACGCCCGCAGGAAGAGCCGCAGAUGUUUGAGGAGCUGGACGAGCUGCAGCACGAGCUGGAGGAUGGCCUGGAUAACCUGCAGCCUCCAGACCAUGACUUGCAAAGCGACCCAAGGUCCGACGAAAUGGCGGAUUGCCACGAAACCAACCAUGUCUGGGAUUCUGGCAGCGAAGCGGGCAAUGAAGGUGCAAAUAUCGUGGAUGACGAUAACAUGGGCUCUGCCGAUGAGGAUGAGUGCCAUGAGGCGAAGGAUGCCAGCGAUGCAGAAAGUACCAAGACUGGGGGCACUGAUGGCUCAGAUGUGCCACGUCAGGCUGGCCCGGAAGACAUGGAGGUCGAUGCCCAAGAUGUCAUGGAUGGGACGCCCGAAUGCCUUGAGGAUGGAGGAGAGGCUUCCGAGGCCAAUGAAGUGAACCUGCCAGACCACAGCAGACCUCUUUUGAACGGAUUUCGCGCGUGGAUAAGGAGGAGAACCUUAGCUUGAGCCUGCAGGAGCAUAGGCCUAUGCAGGAGACUUUUAAGGGGGAGUGUGCUCCCGAGGGGUGUUGAGGAGCACGCAAACAAGUGUGCUGGUCUGGAUUCAUUUAUCCUGGCCAGAGCCUUGUUCAGAUUAUCCUGUGGGGAUUGGAUUUGCAGUUG